UCUGCUUACUGUACACCAACCACGGAGUUUUCUGCCUUUGGCUUUUUUAAUUCGUUGCACAGGGUUAGACACUGCCUUCUCUUCUUCCUCUGGGAUGGGCUUUAGGAUUAUCGACGAGUUUCUUCAGGUGUUUUCCUCUGGCUCUUCACCCGUUUUGUUCUUUCCCUCUGUGUGUUCAGGUCUGCAGGAGGCACCGGGCGCUGCGUGGCGGUGCCGAGCGGGAGCGGGUGCGGGUCCGCCGGUGCGGGGCGGGCUGGCCCCGCUGCCGGCCGCCGCCGGGCUCGCAGCUGCGGGCAGCGAGCGCCCACCCGGCCGCGGGGCCAUGUUCUACUUCCACUGCCCCCCGCAGCUAGAGGGCGCGGCCCCCUUCGGAGGUCACUCCGCCGGCGACUUCGACGACGGGUUCCUGCGAAGGAAGCAGCGCCGCAACCGCACCACCUUCACCUUGCAGCAGCUCGAGGCCCUGGAAGCCGUUUUUGCUCAAACCCACUACCCCGAUGUGUUCACUCGGGAAGAGCUGGCUCUGAAAAUCAACCUCACGGAGGCCAGGGUGCAGGUGUGGUUCCAAAAUCGAAGGGCUAAAUGGAGAAAAACAGAGAGGGGUGCUUCCGACCAAGAGGGCUCCAAGGAAACCAUGGCUGAGGUGGCACCUCCUGCGAGGAAUUUAAAUUCCCCUUCUCCAGCAGAUCAAACCAGGAAUAAGAAAGAGGGUCUGGAGAUCCAGCAGAGCCUGAGCCGAUCAGUGGGUCCCACAGGACCUUUCUUCCCUUCCUGCCUGCCGGGGACUCUUCUCAACACAGCCACCUAUGCCCAAGCUUUAUCCCAUGUCGCCUCUCUAAAAGGGAGCCCGCUGUGCUCGUGCUGCGUUCCAGACCCCAUGGGCCUCUCCUUCCUGCCCACCUACGGCUGCCAAAGCAACCGCACCGCCAGCGUGGCCGCGCUGCGCAUGAAGGCGCGCGAGCACUCGGAGGCUGUGCUCCAGUCUGCCAACCUCCUGCCCGCCGCCAGCAGCAGCCCCACUCCUCCUGCCAAACCCGGCCCUGAGGGCAGCCAGGACAAGCAGCCCUCCCCAGCCAAGGAGCACAUGGAAGGGGAGAAGAGCGUAUGA
Molecule: messenger RNA, 1108 nt
Organism: Prinia subflava (tawny-flanked prinia)
Lineage: Eukaryota; Metazoa; Chordata; Aves; Passeriformes; Cisticolidae
Gene: DRGX
Product: dorsal root ganglia homeobox
Exons: 6
Coding region: 95-1108 (337 amino acids)
Biological process (GO): regulation of transcription by RNA polymerase II
Molecular function (GO): DNA-binding transcription factor activity, RNA polymerase II-specific; RNA polymerase II transcription regulatory region sequence-specific DNA binding
Source: RefSeq, a predicted model, not a curated record